This is a messenger RNA of Metarhizium acridum CQMa 102, 921 nucleotides long. RefSeq lists its product as uncharacterized. The record is from RefSeq and is a predicted model, not a curated record. Lineage: Eukaryota; Fungi; Ascomycota; Sordariomycetes; Hypocreales; Clavicipitaceae.
AUGCGUGGACCCGUCCCAUUCGUUGCCGUGCUCUCAGCACUUGCCACGCUUGGUUCUGCACUCCCACAAUUGGACAUGGUGCCUCGAGCCGCAGCUACUACUCCCGUUAAGCCCAAGUAUUCCGUUGUACCUCUUGAGCCUGGCGAUGAUGAUCCACAAAGCGGCAACGAUGGCAAUGGUGAAAGUAGUUCCAAGGGCGGUGAUGUGACCAAGACGGUCGUCAAGACUCAAGAUCCUGUCACUCACACAGUCACCAAAACUGGCCAACCUGUUACUGUCACGCAUCCGACUCCCACCACCAUCUCAAUAAUUCCCAUUGGAGGCAAACCGGAUGUUACGAUCACUGUAACUGCCGAAGUGACACCCACUGUUGCAUCAACGACGACCUCAACCGCCACCUCUACGACGACGAGCUCAGUUGCUGCUCCUACAACCACGACAUCAGUUUCUGCUCCAGCAACCACAACAACACUCACUACCACUUCCACUCAGGCCAACUUUACAGCAGCAACGCCCAUACCGUCCGUUAGUUCCACAACAUCUAGCGUCGUCAUCCCAACAUCUCCCACGGAUACAAUCCACUCGAUGCUCUCUGCGACGCCGCCUGCUCCAAUGUCAACAAAAACUUGGUCUGUUCCAAGCUCCAAUCACACAACAAGCACAUCAUAUCCAUACUCAGAAACCACCAACACAGCCGUGCGCACAACGACCCUUCUUGGAACCGGUGGUAGACCAAAAACGUCAACAACGGUUCCUGUGCCCAUAGCGACUAAUACCACCUGGGUCCCCACGACUUUGAGAACUGUCUUCCUCACGCCCUCAUCCUCAUUAGCCUCAACAAAUACUUAUGACAAUGGCAAGUGGCACACCACAUACCCAGCAUGGAAUGGCACCGCUACUCAUCGAUUCCGGCGUCUUUAA